Myotis lucifugus (little brown bat) is the source of this 1298-nucleotide messenger RNA. RefSeq names its product DALR anticodon binding domain containing 3 (gene DALRD3). Gene Ontology annotation, biological process: arginyl-tRNA aminoacylation; tRNA C3-cytosine methylation. Gene Ontology annotation, molecular function: tRNA binding; ATP binding; arginine-tRNA ligase activity. The record is from RefSeq and is a predicted model, not a curated record. Lineage: Eukaryota; Metazoa; Chordata; Mammalia; Chiroptera; Vespertilionidae.
AUGAGAAAGACGACGGCGGGAGCGGAGGCCCCGGCAACGGCCACCGGGUUCAAGGAAAACGCCUCCCGACCCGGAACCCACCCCGUCCCCGUGGCCGACUCCUCCGGGCCCACGCGGGGAAGUGGCCGGAGCCUCAUCCGAGUCCUGAGGAGGCACGUGCUGGCUGAGGUCACCCCGGCGGGCGCCCGGAGCUCUGCCGCCGGCGCCCUGGGCAGCGUGAGCCUGAAGGAGCUGGCGGGAGGAUGGGGACGCGCGGCCGGCCAUGACCCCCACCUGGACCGCUGUCUGGUGACAGAGGACCUGCUCUCCGUGCUGGCUGAACUGCAGGCGGCCGCACAGCUCGGGCCUGAGGACGGCUCCCCGGGCCUGGCUGCCGCCCCCGGGGCUGGUGCGGACAGCUGUCUGGUGGUGCACGUGGUGAGCCCCGAGGAGGAGUCCCAGCAACAAAAGCUGGACCUGCUUUGGUGGAAGCUGGAUGAGCAGGCUCCUCUCGCACAGAAGCACCUGGUGUGUGGCCCAGUGAGAGCAGCCGGUGCGCCCAGCACCCUGACGGCGCCCGAGUACUACGAGCUCCGGCUCGCACAGGUGCGCACGGCCUCAGCUCUGAAGCACAGCAGGGACCUGGCACAAGACCCGGCCUGGACAGAAACCUUCAGGGUUCUCGCUGCGGCAACCAUCAAGUUUGAGAUGCUCAGCAAGGCCCCGCAGAGCCAGCUCCUCCUCGACCUGGCCAACAGCAUUUCCACCAAGGGCACCAAGAGUGGCACCUUUGUCAUGUACAACUGUGCCCGCCUCGCCACACUCUUUGAGGGUUACCAGCGCGGCGUGGAACAAGGUCUGUACCCCACUUUCCCACCUGUGAGCAGCCUGGAUUUCUCUCUGCUCCGUGAAGAGGGUGAGUGGCUGCUGCUCUUCAACAGCGUCCUCCCCUUCCCAGACCUCCUGAGCCAGACCGCAGCCCUGGACGGGGCCCAAGCCCCGGGGCUCCACGUCACUGCUCGCACAGAGAUGGUGUGCAAGUUCCUGGUGCAGCUCAGCAUGGACUUCAGCUCUUACUAUAACCGGGUACACAUCCUGGGGGAGCCUCGGCCACACCUGUUUGGUCAGAUGUUUGCCCGGCUGCAGCUCCUGCGGGCUGUGCAGGAAGUGCUCCAUAAGGGCCUGGCCACGCUGGGUCUCCCUCCACUGAGCUACAUCUAAGGCCACAGAGUGCCAAUGUCUGGGAAUUUUCACAAGGUCGUCACCUGAAAAAACCCCGUUGCUUAGACGUGGAGACUAAUAAAUCGCUACAAAGCUUU